This is a messenger RNA of Homalodisca vitripennis (glassy-winged sharpshooter), 417 nucleotides long. RefSeq lists its product as uncharacterized. NCBI's taxonomy places the organism in Eukaryota, Metazoa, Arthropoda, Insecta, Hemiptera, Cicadellidae. The transcript has a single exon. Bases 1 to 417 code for a protein of 138 amino acids. The record is from RefSeq and is a predicted model, not a curated record.
AUGAGGAAAGGGAAUGUGCAUGCGAAAGAGAAUGAGUUUGGGGUUAAAGUAAUUAGUUGGAAAGACAAACGAAGAGUUCUGAUGGUGAGCACUCGUCCAGAAGAUGUCGAUAACCUUAUACCAACAGGAAGGCGCAACCAAAGAGGUGAGGAAGUACGGAAACCAUCAGCUGUACUUGCUUAUAAUGCUGCAAAAAAAGGUGUUGAUUAUUCUGACCAAAUGUCUGCAUACUACACGUCUCUAAGAAAAAGUACAAAAUGGUACAAGAAGGUAGCAAUCGAGCUUCUUCUGUUGGGUACAUGUGUGGUCAACGCUUAUGUAACAUUCAACGAACAUCGGCAGAAAAAAAUAGAAAUGUUACAUUUCAGAGAAUCACUGGUAAAGUCACUUAUAGCACUAGCCGCAGCACCUCAGUAA